AUGCAAAAUAAUUAUUUCUCUUAUGCUAGCCAAUAUUACCAUCCAAUUCAUGAAGGAGCUAUGGGUUCUCCUCUUACAUCAAGUGUUGCUAAUUGUUAUGUGUUCUUUUAUGAAAGAAAUAUAGUUAGGCAAAUCAACAAUAGCGGUGAAUUGUAUUUUAGAUAUAUUGAUGAUAUAUUUAUAGCACUUGAUUUGCCUGCUCGACAUCUAUUGAAACAAAUCGAUAAAUGGAAUCAUUUCGACGAAAAUAUCAAAUUAUUCGAAAAUAUUGGUUCAACAGCUAAUUUCCUCGAUCUACAUAUAAAAAGUCAAGAUGGUCAAUUAUUUACUACAGUUUAUCAAAAACCAUCUUAUGAGCCAUAUUAUUUACCAUUCAAAAGUAUUCAUCUAUUACAUAUGAAAAAGAAUAUAAUAUUUACAAUGUUAUUACGAACAAUUAGAUAUUGCUCAUCCUUUCAAGCAUAUUUAAAUGAACGUGAAAAAUUACGAAUGGCAUUAUUAUUAAAUAAAUAUCCGAAUAAGUUCAUAAAUGAACAAUUCAAUAACGUUUUCUUAAAAAUUAAUAUUGAUCAAUUCUCCAAUAAAAGAAAAAUACCAAUCGAUUAUGAAAAGACAAUGGUCACACAUUUUACAUAUUGUUCAAACAUGGAAACAGUCCCAACCAAUUUUCAUAUUCUUUGGGACAAAUAUUUUGGCAAUUCUCCAAUUAAUGAAAUUAUACCAAUACUGGGUACGCGCAAUGUUAAUAAUCUUCAACGACGAUUAGUACAUACAAGAUUAAUAUAA
Molecule: messenger RNA, 786 nt
Organism: Rotaria sp. Silwood2
Lineage: Eukaryota; Metazoa; Rotifera; Eurotatoria; Philodinida; Philodinidae
Source: the annotation of a GenBank genome assembly